Oncorhynchus keta (chum salmon) is the source of this 2529-nucleotide messenger RNA. It is a transcript of the gene nt5e, whose product is annotated as 5'-nucleotidase, ecto (CD73). The record is from RefSeq and is a predicted model, not a curated record. Lineage: Eukaryota; Metazoa; Chordata; Actinopteri; Salmoniformes; Salmonidae. The transcript is spliced from 9 exons. The coding region runs from base 61 to 1782 and encodes 573 amino acids. Gene Ontology annotation, molecular function: nucleotide binding; metal ion binding; 5'-nucleotidase activity. Gene Ontology annotation, cellular component: plasma membrane. Gene Ontology annotation, biological process: AMP catabolic process.
CAGUCAAUGUACGGGUGAACGAACUUCUGUGUUCUAAUACAGUGCGCUGUCAACGACAAGAUGGCAGUGAGUGAGUCUAUGAAGGGUCUUCUACUCUACCUCUGCAUCUGUAGUCAUGUUUCUACUGUGGAAGCGUGGGAACUCACCCUGCUUCACACCAACGACGUCCACGCAAGGGUUGAGGAGACGAGCAACAGUUACGGCAAAUGCACCAAGCCUCCGUGUUUUGCCGGUGUGGCAAGGAGGUUUACGAAAAUACAGGAGAUCCGGAGCCGGGAGAAGAACGUGAUGCUGCUGGACGCAGGCGACCAAUUUCAGGGAACCGUUUGGUUUAAUGUAUAUAAGGGAGCCGAGGCUGCCUAUUUUAUGAAUAAACUUGGCUACGAUGCGAUGGCUCUGGGGAAUCAUGAGUUUGACAAUAACGUGGAGGGACUUAUCAAGCCGUUUCUCCAGGAGGUGAAGUGCACAGUCCUCAGUGCUAACAUCAAAGCAGAUGACACACUUGCCCCACACAUCAGCGGGCUUUAUUUCCCAUAUAAGAUAUUUGAUGUUGGCUCUCAGAAAGUGGGCGUGGUUGGAUACACUUCAAAGGAAACACCUGCCCUGUCACAAACGGGACCUAACUUAGUGUUUGAGGAUGAGAUUGAUGCCCUUCAGCCCCAGGUCGACAAACUCAUCACCCUGGGGGUCAACAAGAUCAUCGCCCUCGGUCACUCUGGCUUCGUUACGGACAAAGAAAUAGCCAGAAGGGUGAAGGGCGUGGAUGUGGUCAUUGGAGGACACAGCAACACAUUUCUGUACACAGGAGAGAAACCUUCCUCUGAGGUUCCGGCAGGUCCUUACCCCGUCAUGGUGAAAUCAGAGGAAGGGCGGGACGUCCCUGUGGUGCAGGCCUUUGCUUUUGGGAAAUAUCUGGGUUACCUGAAGGUGACAUUUGAUGAGGCUGGUAAUGUGGUCCAGGCCACAGGCAACCCCAUCCUGCUGGACAGCUCUGUACCAGAGGACCCCAGUAUUCUUGCUGACGUAAACGAGUGGAAAAAGGCCCUGGCAAAUUACUCCUCCCAGUAUGUGGGGGAGACCCUGGUGUAUCUCAAUGGAACGUUUGAAGAGUGCAGGUUCCGAGAGUGCAACCUGGGAAACCUAAUCUGCGACGCUAUGGUACACCACAACAUUAAAUAUGCAGAUGAGCUUCAGUGGAACCAUGUCAGCUCCUGCAUCGUCCAAGGGGGAUCAAUACGGUCAUCCAUAGAUGAACGCAGCCGAAAUGGUUCCAUCACGAUGGAAGACCUAAUUGCUGUGUUGCCAUUUGGAGGCACCUAUGAUCUGGUGCAGCUGAAGGGCUCCACUCUGAGGAAAGCUUUUGAGCACUCUGUCAGGAGAUAUGGAGGGAACACAGGGGAAUUCCUUCAAGUAUCAGGAUUCCAUGUAGAGUAUGAUAUGUCAAGGCCCCCAGGGGAGCGUGCCAGGAGUAUCAGUGUGCUCUGUACGAACUGCCGGGUGCCCGUCUAUGAGCCACUGGACAACAGCAGACUAUACAAGGUGGUCCUGCCCUCCUACUUGGUGGAAGGAGGAGACGGAUUCUCCAUGAUCAAAGAGGAGAAGCUGAAACACGACAGUGGUGACAUGGACAUUUCGGUGGUGGCCAGCUACAUUACUGAGAGGAAGAAGGUGCACCCAGCUGUAGAAGGACGUAUCAAGAUUUCCAACUCAAAUUCAGGAGGAUCUGGACACACAACUCUAAUCCUCAUAGGGCUGGUGAUGGCUCUGUCUAGGAGCCUAUGAGAUCCCUGCCUGCAACGCUAGCUCGCCAUUGGACGUGUUCUUCUCAGCAUCCAAGGGAAGAACUCAACUCUAGUUAGUCUAGUGAGAGUACAAAUUAAGGACAUUGGUGAAAUAUCCAUUAACAAGGCACUUAGAUAUUUCUAUAUAAAUACUGUAAAUGACACUGGACUUCUCUAGACAGGUUUUGCUUUGUCAAGUCUCAUGUACAGUAACUGCUGUCAAGCUCUUGCUUGGAAUUUUGUUUAUAUAAUAGUACCACAUACAGUGCCAACAUAAGCAAACUUAGAUGACUACUGGCUGUUUUAAUGUGUGCACUGUAUGCUUGCUUAACCAGCAUUAGUUUAUGGGAGAAGAUAUACGAGCUCUGUUUUUAAGCUCUUUGGGACCAGAGAGGUAUCUAGAAAGGAGAUAAAUGAGUUAGUCAACCUUUUGUAAAUAUUUAUAGAAUUCUUUACUAUGGUCAUGAAUGCUAUACUACUGUUUAUUUAUAGGAUGGUAUAAAAUCUGAUCAGGACUUUCCUAAAGUUGGUUAGCUUGUUUCAAAUCUAAAGAAAUACAUUGAGAACCAGAGGUCAUAAAUUGAGUUUCAGUUGUGAAAUGUUUUAUUUGGCUUAGUUGUGAUAUUGAAAUAAGCUUGGUAGUAGUACAUUUAGACAGAUGUCAAUGUUUGUCUAGCAGAUAUUUGUGAUUUAAAAGUUGAUCUUGAACUAGCUCUCAUGCAAAAAAUAAAAUGAGUAGUGUGGCUUU